AUGGCGGAAAGGCAGGAUAGACGCGUGGUUCCCGAUGAUAUCAUGAAAAACAUCGAAUUUGAGACGAGUGAAGAUGUUGAAGUCACUCCAACCUUUGAUAACAUGGGUUUGAGAGAAGAACUUUUGCGUGGAGUAUACGCUUAUGGGUUUGAAAAGCCGUCAGCCAUCCAACAGAGAGCGAUAAAACCUAUUGUAAAAGGUCGGGAUGUAAUCGCCCAAGCUCAGUCAGGUACAGGAAAAACGGCUACGUUCUCCAUGUCCAUCUUACAGUGUUUGGACACACAAUUACGAGAAACACAGGCCUUGGUACUCUCUCCAACAAGAGAAUUGGCAGUCCAAAUCCAAAAGGUCAUCCUGGCCCUUGGAGAUUACAUGAAUGUCCAGUGUCACUCGUGCAUCGGCGGUACAAACGUCGGAGAAGACAUCCGAAAACUUGAUUUCGGACAGCAUGUUGUAUCUGGGACACCUGGGAGAGUAUUUGACAUGAUCAGAAGGAGGAAUCUGAGAACCCGAUCAAUCAAGAUGCUUGUCCUGGACGAAGCAGACGAAAUGUUGAACAAAGGUUUCAAAGAACAGAUUUAUGACGUAUACAGAUACCUCCCUCCUGCUACACAGGUUCUGCUGAUUUCAGCCACACUGCCCCAUGAGAUUUUGGAGAUGACGAACAAAUUCAUGACAGAUCCUAUCCGUAUCCUGGUAAAGCGUGAUGAGUUGACGCUUGAAGGCAUCAAACAGUUCUUUGUCGCUGUCGAAAGAGAGGAAUGGAAAUUUGAUACUCUCUGUGAUCUGUAUGACACUCUCACCAUCACCCAAGCCGUAAUUUUCUGUAAUACAAAGAGGAAGGUCGAUUGGUUAACAGAAAAGAUGAGGGAAGCAAAUUUUACAGUUUCUUCCAUGCAUGGUGACAUGCGACAAGAUGAAAGAGAUGCAAUCAUGAAAGAAUUCAGAUCAGGAGCAAGUCGGGUGUUGAUCAGUACUGAUGUGUGGGCAAGAGGAAUCGACGUCCAACAGGUGUCAUUGGUCAUCAAUUAUGAUCUCCCCAACAACAGAGAAUUGUACAUCCACAGGAUCGGUCGUUCAGGACGAUUUGGAAGAAAGGGUGUGUCCAUCAAUUUUGUGAAGAAUGAUGACAUCAGGAUUUUGAGAGACAUUGAGCAGUACUACUCAACACAGAUCGAUGAAAUGCCUAUGAAUGUAGCAGAUUUGAUUUAAUUUUCCAAAUAAUGAAUAUGAUGAAAAAACUUGGUGGGUUUGGGUGGGUAUUUGUCACUUUCCUGAAGCUUAACAUUUGAGAUAACAUAUUACUUACUAGACAUCUGGUGUUUCAGAUCGUAUGGUUUCAAAUCAUAGAUGACUGAAUGUGUAUUUUUUUGUUUACAUGUCUUGUACUGGUAAGGUUUAGAUUAUUGUAGUUAAAUGGCAUGUGUAUAUCAUACCUGUCAGCCCUCCCAACCUUCACCAAAACUCCUAUGGAUAUUUAUUCCAAAUUAUGGCUUUUGAAACUCGUAGGACAGUGAGUAGAAGAAGUUUUCCACCAUUAAUUUGUCAAAGGGAGGUUAUAAAGUUUAAAAUUUCACAAAACAUUUUUAUCUCUUAAGAUUUGUUAAAAUUGACAGGUAUGAUAGGUUUAAAAUGAUUCAGGUUAUUGUAGUUCAGCUGUCUUAUAGAUUUAUCAGUGUUCUAUCAUCAACUUCAUUUGUAUUAUAGAGACAUCAUUCUGACCUUGAUCAUGUUAAGUUGUACAUUACUAUUGAAUCAGUGCUUAGGGGAGCUGUAAUCAUACUGUAAUAAUUGGUAUUGAUACAAAGGACAGUUAGGCUGUAAUCAGUUACUGGUAUAAUCAGUGAUAUGUACUGCACUUCAUGGGCGUGACUCGCCCCUCUUAAUUAUGGAACAGCAGCAGAAGUAAAUUCUGAGUUGUUUUAGUUAGUAGUUCAGUAGACAGUGCUUUGGAUUGAAAACCGUAUUUGAAAAUUACUCUGUAAAAGUUUCAAAAUAUUUCACCAUAAUUUUAUUUUUUGAACUCUUAUCACUAAUAAUAAACAGUACAGAAAACAAUAAAUGAUAUUUUCUGUCAUUUUGACUUACUUAAAAUGUGGAAUGAAGGAUAUUAAUCAUCUGAAACAUAUACAAAGUGUAUUUUUCCAGUAAAGAAUGAAGUACAUUGUGUUUUUAUGUGUCAUAUGUUCACAAACUUGUUUUAUAUAAUUAAACAUCAUUCAAUUAGU
This is a messenger RNA of Ylistrum balloti, 2228 nucleotides long. RefSeq names its product eukaryotic initiation factor 4A-III. The transcript is spliced from 2 exons. Gene Ontology annotation, molecular function: ATP binding; mRNA binding; RNA helicase activity. Gene Ontology annotation, cellular component: nucleolus; catalytic step 2 spliceosome. Bases 1 to 1212 code for a protein of 403 amino acids. NCBI's taxonomy places the organism in Eukaryota, Metazoa, Mollusca, Bivalvia, Pectinida, Pectinidae. The record is from RefSeq and is a predicted model, not a curated record.